UUAACAAAAAAAACACAGAACCGACGCCAAAACUCUUGCCACAAAUAGGUAUACUUGGCUUUGAGCGCUGUGCCCAACAUUUUGCAAAGUUGCCGCCAGUGGUGGUGGCGCUCGUCUUGUGAACAGAAAAGCCCCCUCCCCCCCAAGGAGAUUACCGACAGACAGACGCCCAAAAAAAGAGUUGAGUUAAGGAAAAGGUAUUGGAAAUGCGUGCUUUAGCGGCCAGCAGACAGACGUAAUGGACAACAUUGUGCAUAACUUUGCCAACAUCACAUUUCAGCCGAAAGAAGUCGGAUUGUCGGAGAAUCGCUCCGCGAGCAGUAGCAGCUUCUUGUGGAGCCUGAAGCCUAUGGCUACGGCCACGGCCACUGUCACUGCCAUGUCUGAUGUGGAGGAGAUGCAGGAUGGUUCCAAGGAAUCAGAGCCCAGCGAGAGCAGCGAUCAGUCCGAUGAGGUGGACUCGCAGCUCAGCCGCGGGGAGGACGAUGACAGCGACUGGCAGAGUGGUGGCAGCAGUCGCAAGGGCAGCAGCAGCUAUGUGUUGGGGGGACGAGCUGGUGUGGCUCGCCGCCGCAUGCCGGCACGCGUCUCAAAGGACAACUUCAAUCGGGUCUGCAGUGCCAUCAUGAAGCCCAUCAAGAAGAAUCGCCGCAAAGAGCUGACCACAAAUUCGCAGACGCUCAGGACCAUCGAGAAGAUCUACACGAACAAGCGCAUGAAGAAGUUUAUACCUACAAAUCUCGAGACAAUCUUUGAGGAGCCCAGCGACGAGAAUGCCGCCGAUGUGGAGGACGACAGCGAAGAGUGCUCGAUCAGCAGCCAAGUGAGAAUUGUAAAAUUUGGCAACCGUAAGAUGCGACGCGCCAUUUCCUUCAGUGACGGACUGAACAAGAACAAAAUCCUGCUGAAGAAGCGACGCCAGAAGGUGAAGAAAACCUUUGGCAAGCGCCUCGUCCUGAAGAAGAUCUCAAUGACAGAAUUUCACGAUCGUCUCAACAAGAGUUUCGACAGUGCAAUGCUCGAGGGGGAUGAAGGUGAUGCUGGAGGAGGAGGAGGAAACGCCGAAGCCAAGACUGCCAUGACGAUGGAUGAUAUGCAGCUGCCCGCACUGAGCAGCCAGUAUCACAUGCAGCAGCUGGGGCUACCGCAGCCACAACCACAGCCGGCGGCGUUCGAUUAGAGGAGAGACUGAAGCAUCAGUGCAUAAUACACGUUAUAUCAUUACUACACUCGGAUAGAUUGUGUCACUGUUUUACACUUUACACCCAUUGAAUCAUAAAUUACGCUACUGAUAGAUAUUACGAAUAGUGUCCAAAUGAAAAGUGACCGCAGGUGGGUUCCCAUUGGGACUGCAAUCUCGCCUGCGGUCACCUGUACUGAUACCAAUUAUUGAAGCUAGGAUUACCGAUCAACCAACGUGCACAUUACUUCAUUUCACGCCCCCUAGCUAUAUAGAAAGUCGUGGUAGGAACAACUCAAGCAACCCAUUAAAGUUAUCACAUUUGUAUGUAAAUAGCGAGUAAUCUAAACUUAAGUUUCAUCCAGCCAUAGAAUACGAUUCUGUGCGUAGUUCGUAAGUGCAGAAUAAAUGUUGUAAAGAAAAUGAAA
Molecule: messenger RNA, 1608 nt
Organism: Drosophila guanche
Lineage: Eukaryota; Metazoa; Arthropoda; Insecta; Diptera; Drosophilidae
Product: protein tantalus
Exons: 2
Coding region: 239-1180 (313 amino acids)
Source: RefSeq, a predicted model, not a curated record